Molecule: messenger RNA, 306 nt
Organism: Sphaerulina musiva SO2202
Lineage: Eukaryota; Fungi; Ascomycota; Dothideomycetes; Mycosphaerellales; Mycosphaerellaceae
Product: histone-fold-containing protein
Exons: 3
Cellular component (GO): nucleosome
Molecular function (GO): protein heterodimerization activity; DNA binding; structural constituent of chromatin
Source: RefSeq, a predicted model, not a curated record
AAGCGACGAACAAAGCCUAGUGUAGCUGCUCUUCGCGAGAUUAGGAGAUACCAGAAGACGACCGAGCUGUUAAUACGUCGACUACUAUUCCAGAGGAUCUGUCGGGAAGUUACUAUAGAUAUCGCAAAUCAGGCUUAUACACCUCUUCGCAUUCAAGCAAGCGCUCUUGGCGUUCUUCAAGAAUAUGCUGAGUCUCUCUUAGUGAGAAUCUUCACCUCGGCCAACCUUUUGGCUAUCUACGCUAAGCGCGUUACACUCCAAGGCAAAGAUAUGGAGUGUCUUCGCUCGCUUCUCAAGGAGUGGGGU